Sporothrix schenckii 1099-18 is the source of this 375-nucleotide messenger RNA. RefSeq lists its product as uncharacterized. The transcript has a single exon. NCBI's taxonomy places the organism in Eukaryota, Fungi, Ascomycota, Sordariomycetes, Ophiostomatales, Ophiostomataceae. The record is from RefSeq and is a predicted model, not a curated record. Bases 1 to 375 code for a protein of 124 amino acids.
AUGCAACCAGCGUCUUUUGGACAGCAAAAUGCAUCUCCAACACUGGUGAAAUCACUAGAAACUUCAGCACGGGAGGCUCGAGAGGGCAAGAACCGGCCGGGCGCAGACGGCAGAACAGUCCAAUACGGAUGUGCUUGGGCCAGCAGGCGGCCGCGAACGAGGAUCCGCCCCAUCGUGCCCGUCAUGACCUUCCCCGCAUCUGAGCCACGUCCAAGUGACAAUGUGACGAUGCAGCCACGAACUCGCUCAAGCCUCUCUCCAGCCGGCGGCCUACUCAGUGGCAGUCGGCAGUUCAGCAUGGGCGUUCCAAUGCCCACGAAUUCUCCUCGUCUCCGCGCUGCCCAAGUUCUUGUAGCAAACUUUAUUGAUUUUUGA